This is a messenger RNA of Terrapene triunguis (Three-toed box turtle), 1827 nucleotides long. It is a transcript of the gene ACSS1, whose product is annotated as acyl-CoA synthetase short chain family member 1. Gene Ontology annotation, molecular function: acetyl-CoA synthetase activity. The coding region runs from base 1 to 1473 and encodes 490 amino acids. Gene Ontology annotation, biological process: acetyl-CoA biosynthetic process. The transcript has 11 exons. NCBI's taxonomy places the organism in Eukaryota, Metazoa, Chordata, Testudines, Emydidae. The record is from RefSeq and is a predicted model, not a curated record. Gene Ontology annotation, cellular component: mitochondrion.
AUGAACAACUACUUUUAUGCUGAAAGUAUCCGUUGGCGCUCGGACACCUCAGUAAACUGUUUAGACCAACAUGUCCAUCAAUCUCCAGACAGAGUGGCUUUGAUCUGGGAGAAAGAUGAGCCUGGCACUGAAGUGAAAAUCACAUACAGGGAACUUCUGGACAUGACCUGCCGUCUUGCCAACACACUGAAGAAAUAUGGAGUACAAAAAGGGGACAGAGUUGCAAUCUAUAUGCCUGUGACUCCACUGGCUGUGGCUGCCAUGUUGGCUUGUGCCAGAAUUGGUGCUAUUCAUACAGUGGUCUUUGCUGGAUUCAGUGCAGAAUCUUUAGCUGGGAGGAUCAUUGAUUCUGGCUGCAAAGCUGUCAUUACCUACAACCAGGGAGUCAGGGGAGGACGAGUUGUAGAGCUGAAGAAGACUGUGGAUGAAGCUGUAAAGAAUUGUCCAACUGUCAAGCAUGUCUUCGUGGCUCAGAGAACAGACAGCACAGUCCACAUGGGUAAUCGUGACAUUCCUCUUGAAGAAGAGAUGGCCAAGGAGGCUCCUGUGUGUGCUCCUGAAAGCAUGGACAGUGAAGACAUGCUCUUCAUGCUUUACACCUCCGGGAGCACAGGACAACCCAAAGGGAUUGUUCACACUCAGGCUGGGUAUCUGCUUUAUGCUGCUGUGACACACAAGCAUGUGUUUGACUACCAGCAAGGCGAUGUUUUUGGUUGUGUGGCUGAUAUUGGCUGGAUCACGGGACAUAGCUAUGUUGUAUAUGGACCACUCUGUAAUGGAGGCACCUCUGUGCUGUUUGAAAGCACUCCGCUGUAUCCUGACCCAGGUCGUUAUUGGGAAACUGUACAGAGGUUAAAAAUUAAUCAGUUUUACGGUGCACCUACUGCUGUACGUCUGCUGCUGAAGUAUGGAGAUAAGUGGGUGAAGAAGUAUGACAGAUCUUCCUUAAAAACCCUGGGAUCAGUGGGAGAACCAAUUAACCAUGAAGCUUGGCAAUGGUUCUACAAUGUAGUGGGAGACAGCCGGUGCACCCUUGUUGACACCUGGUGGCAAACAGAAACAGGCGGCAUCUGCAUUGCUCCCCGGCCCUCGGAGGAAGGAGCUGACAUCAUUCCUGCUAUGGCAAUGAGACCGUUCUUUGGGAUUAUACCGGCACUGAUGGAUGAGAACGUGAGUGCCUUUGCUUUCAUAGUGUUAAAAGAAGACACAGCUCAUACAGAACGUGUUAAAGAAGAGCUCAGAUCUAUAGUUGCUUCCAAGAUUGCAAAGUAUGCUGUGCCUGAUCACGUUCUGGUAGUGAAACGCCUUCCUAAAACGCGAUCCGGGAAAAUUAUGAGAAGGGUGCUGAAGAAAAUUGUUGCUGACCAAUCCAGUGAUUUGGGAGAUGUCACCACGCUGGAUGAUCCAAGCAUCGUCGCAGAAAUACUAGAUGCCUACCAGAAAUACAAAACCGAGCAGUCUGCAUCUUCAUAGGAAGGUCUUGAGUCUCUUUCCAAAAGAAAUUCAGAGGAACAUAAACAACCAUCCAGAUAACUUUGCUCUUUCAUGGACUAUCAUCAAAUUCUGCUCACUCCUAAGAGAACAAAAUGAUGAUUCCUCUCACAACAUACUAUAAUCUAUCAUAGACCAUGGUAUACAGCGGCCUUCUCUUUCCUUGGAAACCAUGGCAUACACACUGUGAAGCAUCAUAUGUGAAGAACCUUCUGAACAAGUGCCUGACUGAAUUUGCCAAAUCUAAGUGUUUUCACACUAUUUUUAGGGAAAGUGUAUAGCAGCCUUUUUAGGUUUCCACUAGCUGCAUUAAAAAUAAACAGCUAGUAAACUGUU